Panicum hallii is the source of this 1187-nucleotide messenger RNA. RefSeq lists its product as uncharacterized. The record is from RefSeq and is a predicted model, not a curated record. NCBI's taxonomy places the organism in Eukaryota, Viridiplantae, Streptophyta, Magnoliopsida, Poales, Poaceae. Bases 265 to 789 code for a protein of 174 amino acids. The transcript has 2 exons.
AGCCGCCGAGGCCGGCGGGCGGGCGCGGCCAGGCGAUUUAUGCCGCCCGAUCCCGAUCCGUCCGUGCAGCGCCACCUCGGUCGUUAAUCCCCUACCCCCACAGGCACCCGCCCCCACCGCGCACCGCCGCUUCCUUCAUAAUCGCACGCCACCUCUCGCCGCCAGCUCGCCACCAACUCUGCCCGGCCCCGCGUCCCUGGCUGCCUGCCUGCCUGCCUGCCUGCGACCAAGAGCGGAGGCCGGGGGCUCGGGGAGGAGGGAACGAUGGGCAACUGCCAGGCGGCGGAGGCGGCAACGGUGGUGGUGCAGCACCCGGGCGGCCGCGUCGAGCGCCUCUACUGGGCCACCAGCGCCGCCGAGGUCAUGCGCGCCAACCCGGGCCACUACGUCGCGCUCGUCACGCACCGGCCGGAGGGGGAGGGGGAGGAGCGGCGGGGCGCCGCGCCGCGGGUGACGCGGGUGAAGCUGCUCAAGCCCCGGGACACGCUGGCGCUCGGCCAGGCGUACCGACUCAUCACCGUCGCCGAGGUCACCAGGGCACUGCAGGCAAAGAAGGAGGAGAAGACACGGAGGGCGCAGCAGCAGCUGGUGCUGAUCCAGCCCAAGCACGCCGGAGGGAGGCCCGGCGCCGGUGAUGACACACAGCCGCCGCCGACGCAGCUGGUGGAUAACGACCAUGAUCAGGGACGGCCACCGGAGCAAUCCGAGCUCGGCGGCGCACUCCGGCGCCAGGCAUCGCCAUUGGCGCCCUUCUCUGCACAGCAUCGCCGAAUUCAGCAGCUGAUGUGACAAAGAUCCGUAUCCGGUGAACAAUUCGCGUUCUAGAGUCCAUCUUCGUCAGACUUCAGCCUUCCUGCAGAGGAACCGUGUCGAUGCGACAACCGGUUGGUUCGUCAGACCCCGACCCUCGUCAGUUCAAAGCAAACGAGCACUUGUUCGGAAAAGGGGCUCCUAGUUAGCAUCGAGCACUUGUUGUAAGAUAAAAGAAGCGGCAGAUCUUGCUCAGGUCAUUUUAGCGAGUCUUAGAUCGGUGUUGGGAGCUGGGACACACUCUCCCUCUGAAAAUGCUGAAAGGAAAGAAAGAACAGUAGUGCCCUGCAGUAGUGCUGUGCUGUUAUAUAUUCAGACAUGCCGCAAAGUACAUCCCUUUCUCAGGUGUACAGCUUUUGAUCGAGGAUCUUGUCAUC